Messenger RNA from Lactuca virosa, 1237 nucleotides. NCBI's taxonomy places the organism in Eukaryota, Viridiplantae, Streptophyta, Magnoliopsida, Asterales, Asteraceae. The record is from the annotation of a GenBank genome assembly.
AUGUGUUCAUGUUUGGUAAAAGCCUUAAAGUAUGGGGGGCAUUACAUUACUUUUAAGUUGUUAUGGUUUUUCCUGAAGAAGAUUUGGUGCAGAACUGCUGUUGAGGUUAUGCCACCUUUUAGUGGUAUCUUAAUUAAAUGGAUGUGGGCUUCAAGAAUCAAGAAACCAUGCUGUGGAAUGGAUGUGCUUUCAACCCUUGUAGUUGUUAUUAGAGUCUCCAUGGAGGUGCCAGCUACUCUUCCCACAAUCCAAGACACCAAUGCAAAAGAAUCAAAGUCAUGCAAUCAGCACAUUGAUCAUCCUGUUCUUAAUUAUGGAUGCUCUCACUACCGUAGGCGUUGCAGGAUAAGAGCCCCUUGUUGUAAUGAGAUAUUUGAUUGUCGCCAUUGUCAUAAUGAGGCAAAGAAUGACAUUAAUGUUGAUCAAAAAGAGAGACACACAAUCCCUCGCCAUCAGAUCCAACAGGUUAUAUGCACCCUUUGUGGCACUGAACAAGAGGUGCGACAAAUGUGUGUCAACUGUGGUGUUUGCAUGGGAAAUUACUUUUGUAGGGCAUGCAAGCUUUUUGAUGAUGACAUAUCCAAGCAACAAUAUCACUGCGAUGGUUGUGGCAUUUGCAGAAUUGGUGGGCGAGAGAACUUUUUUCACUGUGACAAAUGUCGAUGCUGCUACUCAAAUUUUCUGAGAGACAGUCACCCGUGUGUUGAAGGAGCAAUGCACCAUGAUUGCCCUGUAUGCUUUGAGUAUCUAUUUGAUUCGAUAGAUGAUGUUACAGUCAUGCCUUGUGGUCAUACCAUUCAUAAAAACUGUUUAAAGGAAAUGCAGCAACACUAUCAAUAUGCUUGCCCUUUAUGUUUUAAGUCGGUUUGUGAUAUGUCAAAAGUUUGGGAAAAACUUGACAUGGAAGUUGCAGCUACACCAAUGCCUGAAUUCUAUCAAAACAAACUGAUAUGGAUAUUGUGCAAUGACUGUGGGACCAAUUCUAAAGUGGCAUUUCAUGUUGUGGCUGUUAAGUGCCCGAAUUGCAAAUCCUACAACACCCGCCAAACUGGAGGCUGAGCUUCUAUUUAUUCUAUUGGGAUUUUGUUGUAUUAUGAUGUUAGGUGUCCAUUGUUGAGGGUUUAUAUGGUGAUAUAUAUAGAGUAUCUUUCCAUGUUCUUUUACUUUGGACAAUGUAACUUUUUCUGCCUCAUUUCAUAAAUCAUUAUUUACGGGUAAGUCCCAUUCAUUUCCCAAA